AUGCAAAACGGCAUCCCGAACGGCCCAUCACCCGAAGAUGAAUUCAUAACACCGGUUCCUGAUUCUCCACGCCUCGAGGCACCUGUCCUGGAAAAUCCGUCCGAUUCUGGCCCCUACGAGUCCCUCCCUUCCGAGCCGAAAGACGAUGAAGCUAUCCAUCAACUUGACGAACCCCCAUCCAAGAAACGAAGGCUUACAGAUACCACACCGUCACGGCGAUCUACGCCCCGACCACCUUCCCCGCCCUGGAAGAGGGUUGGGGUAGAGGGUCCGACCUCGUUUGUGGUGGAGGGCCGUCGCAGGUCUUCGCGGACUAACACGGUUCCUCUGGAACUGCAGCCUCAAUCCGAUAAACGACAUACGCGGGCCGCGCAGCAUCAGUAUGCGCAUAGGAAUGCUCGUGAUGGUGCGAAGCCUGCCACAUCUUCACCGCUGGCUAUGACUCAGUCGCGUGCUCAGGUCAAUGGAAAGCUUAGUGGCAAGGUGGCUAUCAAUGGGUCACCCCGGACCGGAUCCUCCAGGAACGCCAUCGCCAGUAAACAACAGCCAGCGUCGCAGUCGCCUGCACCGAAGCAGAUCCCUUCUCGCACGCGAUCUCGAAGCUCCGCCACCCUACAUCGCCCGCGUCCUAGCUUGAAUGGCGCCAGUCCCCGCCAACUCCGAGAUCGGUCCUCCCUCUCUACGACCUCCCCAUCGGCUAUCGAUACUCUUGACAAUGUGCACAGUAAUAAUGGGGAGAUCUAUGAAGGAUCACUCAAAGUCCCUCGACUUCGAAUCAAAGUCAAGAAGCCGGUCCUUCCGAUCCGACAUCCUGGCCACGUGUCAAAUAAGAAAUACGAUUCUUUCAAAGAAUGGGUGGAUCGCGAGGACGCGCCGAGUUUAUUAUCUUCGGAGGAAGCCUUGGCGGAGGCCCGGAGGCGACGCGAAGUCGUUGAUGCGGCAGAACCUGGGGGUUUGUUAAGCUCGGAGGUCUGUUCAGCAUAUAUCACAGACCAGCAGGAAGAGCCGCCCCCACAGUACUCGCAUCAUGACCACCUCGUGUCGCACGCAAUAUAUUUCCAAAAACUGCUGGAGAAGGAACAUAAGCGGCAUCGCCAAAUGGCCAAGCUAUUUGCUCAAUGGUGUGCUGAUGCUUAUCGAAAACGCCACAAGAACCCGGAGGAUAUUCUUCGAGAGCAGCAGGAGGAAGUGCGUCUGAAACGCAAGCAGCUAUUCAAAGACCUGCAGAAGAUGUUUGACUUGACCCGCGCGGAAAUUGAUCGGGCCCGCUUGGCGCGAUGGGAAGAAGAGCGAAAGGUCCAAGAUCAGCAGGCUCUCGACCGAGCUAUUAAAAAGUCUACGGCGCUCUUUGAAAAACGCCGGUCUGAAAUUCUGGGCGAGAUACCAAGUGAUGCUCUCGCUACGAGCGAAGGCGAAGAGGAUGGCGAUUCGGAUUCUAUGUUAGGAUCUUCCGGUUCCGAAAAUGAAAGCAAUAUGUCGACAUCCGAAUCCGAGACUGAUGAUGAAGCAAACAUGGAUGAUGAUGCCGCGUUGACCGCCGACGAACUUCGAUUGAAGUAUGCCAAUCUACCAGACGAGGACAUCAUGGAUGAUGUUUCAGUAACUUCUGGCGCCCCGACAUCCGCCAUUGAUAGCGAAGUUGUACCUGAUGAUACCGAUUCUCAGGCCAUUCCAGAAGAUACCCAGUUAGACGACGUUGAUCCACUUUUGAUGGAUGACAGCGACGAAUCAACCGAUAUGGAUGAUGACAUGGGUGAUAGUGAUGAGGGAGACGAUUCGGGCGAUGAAGAGGAUUCCGAAGAGGAAGAAGAUGAUGGCCCUGGGUUGUUCGGUUUUUUCUCAAAAGAAAUUGCUGCUUCCAAAGAAGAUGACGGAGAGGAUGAAGCAAUGGAAGAAGAACCGGAAGAUCAGGAGGUAGAAUUUGAGGACCCGGAUGAGGUUUCUCUUAUCCCGAAUGGACACGACUCAUCGCGUGAGGGCACACCAUUAGAAGUUGUUGAAGCAUCAGCUGAGGAUACUCCCAUUGACACCGAAAAUGUUUCGACCAUUGACACACCCAUGGACGAUCAGAAUACUGAGCUCAGUCCGCCCGAUCUUACCACUGCCUCCGAAACUCCUGCCUUACCAGAUGAAUCAGACCAGCCCCAGGAAAUAGAUAUCGUGCCUAUCAAUGAUUCUCACCCAGGGGAGAUAUCCAGUGAGGCAUCUCCGGGAACAUUUGCGACCAAGCCAUCGGAACCCGAAUCGGUUUCCUCAUACGACCCGGCAAUCGAGAAAUCAUUACAGGCAAGCCAUUCACCUGCCCCCGGCUUGAAGACACCAAUUCCACAUCUCUUGCGUGGAACGUUGCGUGAAUAUCAGCAUUACGGCCUGGAUUGGCUUGCUGGCCUCUACAACAACCAUAUCAAUGGUAUUUUAGCAGAUGAGAUGGGUCUCGGAAAAACUAUUCAGACAAUUGCUUUGCUCGCCCAUCUUGCUGUCGACCACGGCGUCUGGGGCCCCCAUCUUGUGGUUGUUCCGACUAGUGUCAUGCUCAACUGGGAAAUGGAGUUCAAGAAAUGGUGCCCAGGCUUCAAGAUCAUGACUUAUUACGGUAACCAAGAAGAGCGUAAGGCCAAACGCCGUGGCUGGAACGAUGAUAACACCUGGAAUGUGUUGAUCACCUCGUACCAAUUAGUCCUGCAGGACCAACAGUCUCUUAAGAGGAGGAGCUGGCACUACAUGGUUCUAGACGAGGCGCACAAUAUCAAGAACUUCCGGUCGCAGAGAUGGCAGGCCCUUCUCACGUUCCGGACUCGAGCAAGGCUUCUUUUGACCGGUACUCCGCUGCAGAACAAUUUGACAGAAUUGUGGUCAUUACUGUUCUUCCUCAUGCCCUCAGACGAAAAUGGCAACGGUGUCGAGGGGUUCGCGGAUCUGAGAGACUUCUCUGAGUGGUUCCGACGACCAGUGGAACAGAUCCUCGAACAUGGAAGAGAGACGAUGGAUGAUGAGGCCAAGCAGGUGGUCACCAAGCUUCACACCGUUCUUCGUCCUUACAUUCUUCGUCGUCUGAAGGCAGAUGUCGAGAAGCAAAUGCCUGGCAAGUAUGAGCAUGUUGUCUACUGCCGACUUUCAAAACGACAAAGAUUCCUCUACGAUGGCUUCAUGUCAAUGGCUCAGACAAAAGAAACUCUUGCAUCGGGCAACUUCCUCUCCAUUAUUCACUGUCUCAUGCAACUUCGCAAGGUCUGCAACCACCCUGAUCUCUUCGAAACCCGGCAGAUUUCUACCUCAUUCGCUAUGCCACGGUCUGUGGCUUCAGAAUACACCAUGAAGGAAUCCCUUGUUCGAAGAAGGCUUCUUUUCGACCACCCUCUCACCAAAGUUGAUCUAGAUUUUCUCAACCUUGCACCAGUAUCUAGAGAAGAUAUCUCGCGACGUCUGGCUGAUGACAGUAUUCGGCUGAUGGCUUUUGGACCUUUCAACACUCUUCGUGAACGUCAGUACAAACGAACCAAUUGGACGAUGGGCUUUGAUGGAUCCAACAUGGAAACAAUCUUGGAGUCUUUGGAAAAUGCUUGUCGCAAGAGGAGAAUGGCCGAGCUAGAGCGAUGUUUGUACUUUGAGUCCAAACGUCAUGGUCGACGCCCUGUGUAUGGUAGCAGUUUGAUUGAGUUCUUGCGAGCUGGAACUAAGGAGCACGCACUCUCUAACGCACCUCUUCGAAAGCGCAACAUGGCCGAGUGGCUGUCAAGCCGAUCAUCUGUUCUUGCUUCCAUGAUCCUGAGUAUAGAGGAACGAGCUCUCGAAAUGGAUGGCUACGUGCAGAGGUUCGCUUGUGUGACACCCGCCGCCGUCGCUUCAGGCACAACCGAGGCUGCACUGACCCCCGUGGAGACGCGCCUUCUGACCAACACCUCCAAAGACCAGCCUUACGACCCCUUCCACGAAGCUCGGAUGCGCCUCUCAAUUGCUUUCCCGGACAAGAGAUUGCUGCAAUACGACUGCGGUAAGCUCCAGCGUCUGGAUAAGCUCUUGCGCGACCUCAAAGCCGGCGGUCAUCGGGCCCUCAUCUUCACGCAGAUGACCAAGAUGCUGGAUAUCCUUGAACAAUUCCUCAACAUUCACGGCCAUCGCUAUCUUCGACUUGACGGCACAACGAAAGUUGAGUCACGACAGAUGCUUACCGAGAGGUUCAACAGCGACCCUCGCAUCUUGGCUUUCAUUCUGUCCAGUCGAUCAGGUGGUCUGGGUAUCAACUUGACAGGUGCCGACACCGUUAUCUUCUACGACCUGGACUGGAAUCCGGCCAUGGACAAGCAAUGUCAAGACCGUUGUCACCGUAUCGGUCAAACCCGGGAUGUGCACAUCUAUCGAUUUGUGUCCGAGUACACCAUCGAAUCCAACAUUCUGCGCAAGGCCAACCAGAAGCGUAUGCUGGACGACGUCAUCAUCCAAGAGGGUGAGUUUACCACGGAUUACUUUACGAAGAUGAACGUGCAAGGCAUGAUUGAGGGCGACGAGCGCGAUGGCCACGACGAGGCCAGUGCUGCCAUGGAUCGCGUCCUCGGCAAUCGCGUAGCCAGUGGCACUCGUGCUUUCGAACAGGCCGAGGAUAAGGAAGAUAUCGAUGCAGCCAAAAACGCGCAGAAGGAACUCGAGCACGCCGACGAUGGCGACUUCGAGGACCGCAGCAUCUCACAUGGCACGCCCGCGCAAGCCGGUACGCCAUUGGCCAUUGCCGAUGAUGGAACGCAGCAGCCUAUAGACCCAUCGGCCCCAUUACCCGAGGAAAAUGAAGAUGGCGAACCGCAACUGGGCCACAUCGAUGACUACCUACUCCGUUUCAUGGAAUGGAACAUGCGUGACGAGCCCCUGGUGUUGCCCCCGGACAAGAGCAAGAAGAAAUCCAAGAAGGGCAAGGAGCACCGGGUCAAUCGACGUCGUUGA
Molecule: messenger RNA, 4932 nt
Organism: Penicillium macrosclerotiorum
Lineage: Eukaryota; Fungi; Ascomycota; Eurotiomycetes; Eurotiales; Aspergillaceae
Gene: swr1
Product: putative SNF2 family helicase/ATPase (Swr1)
Exons: 1
Coding region: 1-4932 (1643 amino acids)
Cellular component (GO): Swr1 complex
Molecular function (GO): ATP-dependent chromatin remodeler activity; histone binding; ATP hydrolysis activity
Source: RefSeq, a predicted model, not a curated record